AUGCCUUUACCGAUCGGAAAGACCGUCAAAUCGCGCGCCGAUGUUUCCGACGACGAGAAUGAUUACGAGCAAUACUCGGGAGAUGAUUCCUCAGAGUCCAUAAUCGAGACCGGAGGCGAUCAAGUCGACAUCUUGAGUUCUUCCGAUGAAGAUGAAGAGGAGAAUGUCAAGGACAAGUUGAGCAACAUCUCGUUCGGUACAUUGUCAAGAGCACAGGAGUCUAUGGCAAAGAAGCGAAAGAGACCCGCAGGAGAUGAUACCGAGAAGGAAGACAAACUUGAUGCUCUACGCGCCCGUCUGCGCGAGCUGAGAGAGUCCAAAGGCGUGGACAGUGCCCCCAAGAAGAGCAAGAAAGAAGACAAGACCACAUCAAAGCCCGCGGCCAAGAAGUCACGGACGACAAAGGACGACGAGAACUCGGACGAUAGCGACAGCGACUCGGACGAAGAUGGCGCUCCUCACGCGCGCAGCUCCAAGCACGCACCCAUGUCACAAGUCUCCAACAGACAAGUCACUCGCAAGCGCCAGGUCAUCGAUGUGCCCAAGCGACAAAUCCGCGACCCACGUUUCGGCCCUCUAGGCGGUCCCGUAGACGACACCGAGAUUUCCAAGAAAUACGGCUUCAUCAACGAUUACCAAGACUCGGAAAUGGCCGAGCUGAAGGCUGCCAUCAAGAAGAGUAAGAAUGAGGACGACAAGGCUAUUCUGAAACGCACACUACUCAGUAUGGAGAGUAAGAAGAAGGCGCGCGAGAACAAGGAGAGAGAGCAGGAGGUGAUACGCGAGCACCGCAAGAAGGAGAAGGAAGCCAUUGCACAGGGCAAGAACCCCUUCUACCUGAAGAAGUCGGACCAGAAGCAACAAGCUUUGGUCAACAAGUUCGACAGCAUGAAGUCAAAGGACAGAGAAAGACUCAUCGAGAGACGCAGAAAGAAGGUCUCGCACCAGGAGAUGAAGAACAUGCCUGCUCCCAGACGCAUGUAG
Messenger RNA from Aureobasidium subglaciale EXF-2481, 984 nucleotides. RefSeq lists its product as uncharacterized. Gene Ontology annotation, biological process: maturation of SSU-rRNA from tricistronic rRNA transcript (SSU-rRNA, 5.8S rRNA, LSU-rRNA). The transcript has a single exon. The record is from RefSeq and is a predicted model, not a curated record. The coding region runs from base 1 to 984 and encodes 327 amino acids. Gene Ontology annotation, cellular component: nucleolus; 90S preribosome. Lineage: Eukaryota; Fungi; Ascomycota; Dothideomycetes; Dothideales; Saccotheciaceae.